AGGAAAAAGACGAAUUAAAUAAAACCAAACAGACAUGUAAUCGUUCGCGAAAGAAGCUUCGGAACGUUUUUCACCAUUACAGGAGAGAUGUGGCAAGAGGGAUAAAUCAGGAAAACCAAAGUCUUUUACAGUGAGGAGGAGCACUACGACGUUUUAUUCCAUGUUACACUGUGCAGUAUAUUUGAGCCCGGGGAGGUGGUGUAGUUGUUUGCGUGAAUUUGAGUUUUGCAUGAACAACUGCAACGUAUGCGAAUUUUCACACCUUGAUAGUUUGUAGUUGUUGCGUUCUUUCCACGCUUGUUUUCAUUUAGUUUUAAUUUCGCAUAGUUAUAGUUAAGAGACUCCGGCUACUUCACACUACGGAGAUAGCUUGUGGAUCAUCACCCCCGUGAUGUUUCACUGUAUACCCCUGUGGCGGUGCAACCGUCACAUUGAAUCGAUCGACAAACGCCACUGCUCCCUGUUGUACGUUCCAGAUGAGAUUUAUCGCUAUAGUCGGAGUUUGGAGGAGCUUUUACUGGACGCAAACCAACUCCGUGACUUGCCCAAGCCAUUUUUCCAGCUAGUUAAGCUAAGAAAACUUGGAUUGAGUGACAAUGAGAUCCAGAGACUCCCCCCGGAUAUAGCCAACUUCAUGCAACUAGUAGAACUUGAUGUGUCACGGAAUGACAUUAUGGAAAUCCCUGAAAGCAUCUCAUACUGUAAAGCUCUCCAAGUAGCAGAUUUUAGUGGGAACCCACUGACCAGAUUGCCAGAAAGUUUCCCAGAGUUACGGAAUUUAACAUGCCUUUCCAUCAACGAUAUUUCAUUGCAAGUGCUUCCAGAUAACAUUGGAAACCUCUCAAAUUUGGUAUCACUGGAACUUCGAGAGAAUCUGUUGACGUAUUUACCAGAGUCUCUAUCUCAACUUCACAGACUUGAAGAACUAGAUCUAGGGAACAAUGAACUUUAUAGUUUGCCUGAAACAAUAGGUUGUCUUGUCAGCUUGAAGGACCUGUGGCUGGAUGGAAACCAGUUGACCGAAAUACCACCGGAGAUGGGCAGUAUGAAAAGCUUGCUGUGCCUGGAUGUUUCGGAGAAUAAGCUGGAGCGUCUUCCGGAGGAAAUGGCAGGUCUCCUCUCUCUCACUGACCUACUGGUGUCCCAGAAUCUCAUCGAAGCCCUGCCAGAGGGCAUAGGAAAAUUAAAGCGGCUUUCGAUACUAAAAGCUGAUCAAAACAGACUCACCCAGCUGCCAGACAGCAUUGGCCACUGUGAAAACCUCACGGAACUUGUGCUGACAGAGAACCAGCUGCUAAGCCUGCCAAAAAGUAUUGGAAACCUUAAGAAACUGUCCAACUUCAACUGUGAUAGAAAUCGCUUAACAUCUAUACCUAAAGAGAUAGGAGGAUGCAAGGGCCUGAAUGUCUUCUGUGUUCGAGAGAAUCGACUCACUCGUAUUCCCUCUGAGCUCUCACAGGCCACAGAGCUGCAUGUUUUGGAUGUUUCUGGAAACAGGUUGGGGUAUUUGCCUAUGUCUCUGACGACACUGCGACUCAAGGCCCUGUGGUUGUCCGAGAACCAGUCCCAGCCUCUGCUUACCUUCCAGACGGACGUGGACCCUGAGUCUGGAGAAAAAGUCUUGACCUGUGUUCUUCUGCCCCAGCAGCCCUGCGAAUCAGACAAAGGUAAACUAUACCGUUACUGCUCAGAUAACCUGGCUCGAUGUGGAGCUUUGGAGAGUCUGGUCAACGACAUGGUGGAUGACACGUGGGAUUCUCGAGCCAUGAACAGAAUAAGUGCCAUCCGCUUCCUGGAGGAAGAUGAUGAUGAAGAUGAUGAAAAGGGAACACUAAUGCGGCGGGCCACGCCACACCCUGGCGAAUUGAAAAACAUGAAGAAGGCUGCGGAGAACCUUCGCAACGACAUGAAUGCUGCCAAAGGCCUGGAUUCCAACAAAAAUGAGGUCAAUAAUGCUGGCGACAGAGUGACCACGUCUGUGUGACUUUUUUACCUCAGAAAUGUCUUCUACCUUCUGUCUCGCGUCAUGUAACCCUGUAUAACUGUCCUCCCCUCCCCUGCGGGACCAAACCUCUCUCCUGUGGCUCAACCCUGCAAGUGCCAGACCAUCUUAUCACCUCCCAGCACCUCCCCUCUUCAUCUCCUUCUCUGACCCAGGGACUGGGCCCUGACCCCCAGAGAACACGUGCUCACGUGCCUUCUUCUCUAAUGACGUCCAGAGCAAU
Molecule: messenger RNA, 2225 nt
Organism: Chanos chanos (milkfish)
Lineage: Eukaryota; Metazoa; Chordata; Actinopteri; Gonorynchiformes; Chanidae
Gene: lrrc1
Product: leucine rich repeat containing 1
Exons: 14
Coding region: 392-1984 (530 amino acids)
Biological process (GO): establishment or maintenance of epithelial cell apical/basal polarity; neurotransmitter receptor transport, endosome to postsynaptic membrane; neurotransmitter receptor transport postsynaptic membrane to endosome
Cellular component (GO): postsynaptic density; postsynaptic membrane; adherens junction
Molecular function (GO): protein kinase binding
Source: RefSeq, a predicted model, not a curated record